Molecule: messenger RNA, 5235 nt
Organism: Triticum dicoccoides
Lineage: Eukaryota; Viridiplantae; Streptophyta; Magnoliopsida; Poales; Poaceae
Product: probable glutamyl endopeptidase, chloroplastic
Exons: 16
Coding region: 16-2496 (826 amino acids)
Biological process (GO): proteolysis
Molecular function (GO): serine-type endopeptidase activity
Source: RefSeq, a predicted model, not a curated record
UAUUCCAGUUUGUCGAUGAUACGUCUACCUGCAGUGUCAGGAUAUCGUCUCCCUCCAAAGGAAAUUCAGGAAAUUGUGGAUGUGCCACCGAACCCCAGUUACCAUCUCUCCCCUCGCCGAGAUAGGAUCAUGUUCCUGAAACGUAGAGCUAUGCCUCCGUUGUCCGAGCUCGCAAAACCCGAUAAAAUACUUGCUGGCAUACGGAUCGAUUCCAGCUCUAACAUGAGGAGUCGAAUGUCCUUUUAUACUGGGAUUAGUAUCCAUUUGCUGAUGGAUGAUGGAAGUUUGGGUCCAGAGAAAGUGGUCCAUGGAUAUCCAGAUGGUGCAAAAAUUAAUUUUGUAACAUGGUCACCAGAUGGUCAGAAUGUGGCCUUCACUGUGCGUUAUGAAGAUGAGGUGGGCAGUGACAGCAAUUUAGCAUUGUGGGUUGCUAAUGCAGAAUCUGGAGAAGCUCGGCCACUUUUCAGACAAACAGACAUAAGACUGAAUGCUAUUUUUGAGCUAUUUGUGUGGGUGGAUCAUUCUACCCUGUUGGUCUGCACUAUUCCUUCAUCACGUGGUGAUUCUCCGAAGAAGCCAUUGGUUCCUUUUGGUCCAAGGAUUCGCUCCAAUGAGCAGAACAAUGUCAUCCAGAUGAGAGCCACAAAAGAAAUGCUGAAAGAUUUGCAUGAGGAAGAAUUGUUCGAUUACUAUGCAACCUCUCAGUUAGUACUGGUUUCGUUGGAUGGGAUAGUGAAACCAGUAGCUUCCCCUGCUAUAUAUACUUUCCUUAAUCCUUCACCAGAUGAAAAGUACUUGAUGCUCACCUGUGUUCACAAGCCAUAUUCUUCUAUAGUCUCGUAUAAAAGGUUUCCCAAGAAGGUUGAGUUGUGGACAGUUCAUGGUAGAUUUGUCCGCGAACUUUGUGAUCUACCCCUUGCUGAAAAUAUUCCAAUUGCAGCCAACAGCGUCCGUAGGGGAAAACGUUUAAUCAGGUGGAGGCCUGACAUGCCUUCUACCUUAUAUUGGGUGGAGGCACAAGAUGGAGGAGAUGCAAACGUUGAAGUCGCACCACGUGAUAUAGUUUACAUGGAACCUGCUGAGCCUUUAAAUGGCGAGAAACCUCAUGCCCUUAAACUUGACCUUCGGUAUAGAAGGAUCUCUUGGUGCUAUGGAUUGCAUGCACUGGUAUAUGAAUAUUGGCACAAGACACGCAGAACAAGAACAUGGGUCAUCUCCCCUGAUUGCAAUGAUCUUAGCCCACGAUUAUUAUUUGAUAGAUCUUCUGAAGAUGCUUACUCAAGUCCAGGCUCUCCAAUGAUGUGCAGAACUCCCGCAGGCACCCUUGCCAUUGCAAAAAUUAAGACAAACUAUGAAGGGACCUAUAUCCUAAUGAAGGGACAGGGUGCCACACCAAAAGGAGGCAUCCCUUUUCUUGAUCUCUUAAACAUAACUACGGGAGCGAAAGAGCGGAUAUGGGAAAGUGGUGUAGACAAGUACUAUGAAUCUGUUCUUGCACUGAUGUCAUACCAUCCUAAAUGUGAAAUCCAGCUAAAUGAACUAAAAUUUCUCAUAUCGAAGGAGUCGAGAAGCGAAGCUGCCCAAUAUUAUGUUAGUAUCUGGCCUGAUAAGAAGCAAGUCCAGAUUACAAGUUAUCCCCAUCCAUAUCCUCAGCUGGCAUCAUUGCAGAGAGAAAUAAUCAGAUACGAGCGAGAUGAUGGUGUUAAACUUACUGCUACAUUGUAUCUGCCUCCAGGCUAUAAUCCAUCGAAAGAUGGGCCUCUUGCAUGCUUGAUUUGGUCUUAUCCUGGAGACUUUAAAAGCAGAGAGGCUGCUGGACAAGUCCGUCGUUCACCCAAUAAAUUUGCACGCAUUAACAACAGUUUUCCUCUUCUUUGGUUAUCUAGAGGGUUUGCUGUUUUGGCUGACCCGACAAUCCCUAUAAUUGGUGAAGGAGACGAGGAGGCGAAUGACAGGUACAUAGAGCAGCUGAUUGCUAGUGCGGAAGCAGCGGUAAAUGAAAUUGUAAGAAGAGGGGUUGCUCACCCUGACAAAAUUGCUGUGGGCGGUCAUUCAUAUGGUGCAUUUAUGACUGCUAACCUCUUGGCACAUGCACCUCAUCUUUUCUGCUGCGGAAUCGCUCGCUCUGGAGCCUACAACAGGACACUGACUCCAUUUGGCUUUCAGAAAGAGGUGAGGACGCUCUGGGAAGCUGCCGAUACCUAUAUUAAGAUGAGCCCCUUCAUGAUAGCUAACAAAAUCAAGAAACCAAUUCUACUGAUACAUGGAGAAGAAGACAGCAAAGUUACAACAGCAAUGCAGUCAAGUCAAUUUUAUGAUGCUUUGAAAGGGCAUGGGGUGCCAUGCCGUCUUGUAAUUCUCCCAUUCGAGGGGCACCGAUAUGCUGCAAGGGAAAGCGUUAUGCAUGUAAUUUGGGAGACUGAUAGGUGGCUGCAGAAAUAUUGUGCAAGUAAUUCUAGCAAUACCCUGAUUAUCAAAUCCAGUGGUGAGUGGUGAGACAACACAAUCACAUGUUGAUGGUGCACCAGCAUGUGAAGCUUUAACGUUGAACUUCACCAAGAUAUCUAGUCUGAGCAAGCUGAUACUAAUGGCCUUGGAUCAUAUCGGUGUAGGAAACUUUAAAGAUAACUCACAAUGAUAUUGAUGUGUUUCCAUGUGCACACAGAAUAGUAUCACUUCAUUCACUGCUCUGUUUCCAUAUCAUUCUUGACUCUUGUAACGCGAGACUCGAAAUUUAAGGCCUGAAGACACCAACACUACAAUUCCAAUUAUGAUGAAGCAUAACGAGGGUAAAAUUCGAUCCCAUCCUGUUAACCAAUGGUGCUUCAGUGAGGUCAUUAUGUUCGUUCCCAAACUCAUUCUGCACAUAUGCUCUGUAUCUGAGGCACGAAUCGAUGCGAUUCAAACCUCUUUUUACUGGUAAAAUUGCAAAACAGUGAACAGUUGUAAGGUUCUAUACGAUGGGUAUCUUGAAUUAAGCAUAACCAUAUCAGAAAUCGCAAAAGGAAUCAGAGAAAUUGCUUCAGUAAACUGAUGUUGUCUAUAGAAUAAUAUGUCCUCACCUUACCACCAGCGUAUCUUGUUUGCUUUGGGUAGAUGCUUGGUGUUUCUGUUACAUAUUCCAUUCAGAUUAAAUUGCUCCUAUUGGCCUUCACAAAGUCCUCUCUUCACACCACAUAAGAUGAUAAGGGUACUAGCAAAGAAAUCCUCUAAAAACAUGGAAGGAAAAAUAAAUGUCGCAAAAUGGGGUUUAACAUCUGAAGUUAUUUUAUUCUUUUGACUUCCUUCGACAGUGAAAGCUUAAAGUGAAUGUGUCUCAUCUCUAACUGAUUGCACUCAAUUGUAUUUUAUUGUUAGGGCUGAAAUAAACUUGGAAGCACUGAACAUUUUCUUACUUGACAGUCCUCUACAAAAAAAAGACUCGUUAUUAUACUGGGUGAGUGAUACUAUUGUUGGAUAUAUAACAAAACAAAGCAACGGGAAGGUCAAUUAUAUGGUCCCCAUCAUAUGUAAAUAGUUAUAAACAGAUACAAAGACUAUUCUACCAUGUGAGCUUCUAUUGAUGAUGCCUAGCAAAUAAAACUUUUUUGUUGGCUUUGUGAUUGUGAUAUACCCAGGUUUCAAUCAAACAAGAUCAUCUUGGAUAACAUCAUAGACUAAGUCAGGUCUAGCUUCAUCAUAUGCACAAGGACAUGAUUUGGUCCUCAACAUUAGGUAGAACAGGACAACAUACUUUGAUCUAACCACAACUAGCGUCAAUCAUCAGGCCAACAUUUCCUUGUUGUAAAUGACAAUUUUUUAAAUCAGAUUAAAACUUUGGAUGUAGUCUUAUUAAUGACGCUUCUUUUUGGCAUUCAAGAAAUAUGACAUGAUUUAUUUAUUAUCGAAGAAAACCACGGGGCCAGGGCUAUGUCCAUUCAUUAAAGAAAGUAAAAUAAUGUAAAUUAUAUUUGGACACAUUAACGGAUCAAUUUAUAGAAGAGAAUUUUGGAUAAUAAACUCUAUCCACUUUGACAAUACUACCAUGCUGAUUCAGAAGGCUAGCUAGGAGCCUAGGUAGGAGGAUUGCUUCAUCUGUGCUCAGAUCAAAGAAGUGACAUAGAUGCUGACCAAAGCAACUGUGAGCACAAAGUAGUUCAGUAUUACCUUGCUGGCAAUAUUAUUCUGCACUGAACUUUGACUCUUUAACCUGCAAUUCAAGUUUCAUUCACCACUUCAUUUUGAAUUUUGUAGAGGAAAAUUCAUCAGUAUACUUGCAUAGGUGUAUCACUAUGGGUCAAUUAUUAUUUUUAAGAGAUUGUGUGGAUGAACACACCACAUGCACGUCGCACUCAUGACAUAAACGUACGUACACGCGUGCGCGUGCACUACACGCGCUAUAUUUGCAGGGGCAAGAUUUUUUGAUAGCAUUUUAAUGUAGGUCGUCAUUGUCAGGGAAUCAAAUCCAAGCACACAUUUUUAGACCAUGUACAACCACAUCAAUUUUUUUGCAGGAGAAAAGACAAAUGGUGGUCUGAAUUCUUGGAGACGUCAGAAACAUCUCUGUGUCAUAGUCUUGCAAGACUUGUGCAGGCCACAAGCCUCUCCAUCUGUUCUGUCCAUACAAGCAACACCCAUACCAUUCUGGAACCGAGAUUUCCCCGCGCCGAUGUACCCAACAUGGUGCCAGUUUGACAUUCUAUAAUUGACGUCGAUACCAGAUCAAAGAUUUGUUUUAAAAACAAACGGUGCCGAAUUAGAUCGAUGUGGCUAGCGAGCACCUUUGGCAAAGUCCAAGCUCUCACUAUAGACGUAGAUCACGCCGCACUGCAGUCCUUCCAGGUGGCAAGGGUGUGUCGCCAUAUAUUCUGGCUGUUCAUGCUGCCGCGUGCAAUCACAUAAUUAGAUCCUUGUGAAGUACAGUGACGCAUAUAUUCAGCCGGGCAGCUUUACGGCAGCAGGAAGCGUAGAAAAAAGGUGAGUUUUGCUGCAUAUUUGUACUGUAACUUGAACAGUUUUGUGUUCCAUAUUUUGGCGAUCACUCUUUUUGGAGGAGUAGUAGUGUAGGGCUGCUGUGCAGUCUGGGGUUUGGUCCACUUUAAUACUGCUGGUCCUGUCGGCACUAGAGAUUCCCAAUGUCACCAUGAUCCUAAUUAUGGCGACAUUGUCAUCGUGUGUAACCUUUUUAGUAGUAGGACGGCAUGAACUUGCCUUGUUUCCCAGCAAUGUGCAUUCCUGUAAUUGAUGCAUUUGGAA